Molecule: messenger RNA, 1773 nt
Organism: Triticum urartu
Lineage: Eukaryota; Viridiplantae; Streptophyta; Magnoliopsida; Poales; Poaceae
Product: glycosyltransferase BC10
Cellular component (GO): membrane
Molecular function (GO): glycosyltransferase activity
Source: RefSeq, a predicted model, not a curated record
GAAACAAAGACAAAGAGAAGGAGAAAGCGAGAGGAGAGGCGGACGCGAGACGGGACUAGCGCCACUCCAUUCCACUUCCCUCCCUCGCUUGCCUUCCUUCCUAUCAUAGCAUUCCUAGAUAGACAGAUAGAAACCCCCGAUUCUGAUCGCCGGGAUGAGGUUCUGACCCCCGAUUCGGUCCGUCGAUUGUGAUUUCCCCUCGAUUUGGUGCGGGAUUAGCGGCCGGAAUUAAUCGCCAUGACGGCGGCGUCGCCGAUGGUGCUGUCCCUCCUGCUCUUCGCCUCGCUCACGGCGCUGCUCGUCCUGGCCCCUCGCGCGUCGUCGCCGCCGCUGCCGCUGCCGCUGCCGCUGCCGCUGCCGCUGCCCGUGGUGGUUGGGGACGAGGAGGCGCCGGCCGCCGCUGGGGGUGCUGCUGCGGGGAGCAGCGGCGGGGGGGCGGGAGUUGAGGAGGGACCGGAGGACCUCGCGCUGUCCCGGCGCGUCACGCUCGACGCCGGCGAGGGCGCGGCGGUAGCGUCCAAGGUGGCCUUCAUGUUCCUGACCAACUCCGACCUCACCUUCGCGCCGCUUUGGGAGCGCUUCUUCGCGGGGCACGCCCACCAGUUCAACGUCUACGUGCACGCAGACCCGGCGGUGAGGCUGCGGCACCCCCCUACGCCUUCCUUCCGGGGCCGCUUCGUCGCGGCCAAGCCGACGCGGCGCGGGGACCCGAGCCUCAUCGCUGCGGCGCGGCGGCUGCUUGUCGCCGCGCUACUGGACGACCCGGCCAACGCCUACUUCGCACUGCUCUCGCAGCACUGCGUCCCGCUCCACUCCUUCCCGCGGCUCUACGCGGCGCUCUUCCCGCCCAAGGCCGCGCACCACCACCGCCUCCCUAGCUAUAUCGAGGUGCUUACCGGCGAGCCCCAGAUGCCCGCGCGCUACGUGGCGCGGGGUGACGACGCCAUGCUCCCGGAGGUGCCCUUCGACCGGUUCCGCAUCGGCUCCCAGUUCUUCACGCUGGCCCGCCGCCACGCCGUGCUAGUCGUCCGCGAGCGCCGUCUCUGGCGAAAGUUUAGGGAGCCGUGCCUGCCGGAGUCGCAGGACUCUUGCUACCCGGAGGAGCACUAUUUCCCGACGCUUCUCGACAUGGCCGACCCCGCCGGCUGCACCCGGUACACGCUCACGCGCGUCAACUGGACCGACAGCUUCGAGGGCCACCCGCACACGUAUGCCGCGCCCGAGGUGUCGCCGCGGCUCGUCGCCGAGCUGCGCCAGUCCAACAGCUCCACCUAUGAGCACAUGUUCGCGCGCAAGUUCGCGCCCGACUGCCUUGGCCCGCUCAUGGCCAUCGCCGACACCGUCAUCUUCAAAGAUUGAUCGAUGCGGUGCUCUGCAUCAUAGCUACACGUAGGAGGUCUAUCCGUUAAGAGUUGCGCGUGCGAGAAGACGAAAGCAGUGUCGUUCUUCUCCGUCCAAUCUUCACACGGUUCAGACUGGUGCUUUCCCUCUGUGCCCUCCACCGUUCUUCUCCUCCUGGUACUUUUAUGUAGACUUAAGUGGCAACAACCUAAUGCAAAGCGGCAGGUGUUGCAUCUGAUGGUCAGUCCAUCCAUCCACUGCAUUUUUCCUACCUCGUGCGGCUGCCUAAGGCUGCUGUUCUGUUGAAAUGCGUAAAGGGAUGGAUUGUGGCGGUGUUCUGUUCAGCUGAAACGGAAAAGGAACUUUGUACCGGUUUAUUUCAGCUUGUGUACAUAACCAAGGAAUGAAAUAAUCAUUCUGCAUUCAAGUUUU